Molecule: messenger RNA, 1715 nt
Organism: Rhopilema esculentum
Lineage: Eukaryota; Metazoa; Cnidaria; Scyphozoa; Rhizostomeae; Rhizostomatidae
Product: gamma-glutamyl hydrolase
Biological process (GO): tetrahydrofolylpolyglutamate metabolic process
Cellular component (GO): vacuole
Molecular function (GO): gamma-glutamyl-peptidase activity
Source: RefSeq, a predicted model, not a curated record
ACACAAAAAGCGACUAGAACAGCAACAGAAAAAGGCUGUAAUGCUGUCAUAACUGCUGAAAUAUCUAACUUUUGUCAACGAGAAUAAAUGUUAAAUUGUAUCAUUUUUGCACUGAAUGGUGUCCGAAAGGAAGUUUUUGCUAAAUUUUACAAAACUCAGUCUUCAGCAAAGCGUAUGUAGAAACUUGUUGGCAAAUGCUUCGACGGUUUAAUAUUAAGUUGUCUAAACGAUGGUAAUAUUAGUUUUUGUAGAACCAUUAAAAGUUGGUAUAAACUUUUGAAAGACUUUCUAUGGUCGAAAAAAUAUCAAGAGCAUAUGUAUAACUUGACUACAAAAGCACCAAAACAGGCUUGGCAUGCUAAUCUUGAUAAACCUGUGGGGGUUAUUAGAACACACCUUGUCCCACGAAAAGCAACAUAAGGUACACCGUGUCGAUGUCCCUUGGUAGCUUGCGCGUCCUUGCUUCAGUUAACCCAGCUUCUUUUUAUUGACAAAUGAUAAACUUUGCCUUGGGACCGACAUUUUCAAUCGUCAUAGACACAAAUACCAAACAAAUUCACCAAUGAGCAGGUGCUUGUGUUCCUUCACAUAAACUUUCAUACAGAUUUUAAGCUUGUCCUAGCAUCUUGUCUUGGCGUGCCAGAAGGUGUUUUAAGUGUUGUGUUAUCGCUAGCAUAAGGUCUUCAGCAAAGAUAGACAACAAAAAGAAAAGUUUGGCUCCCUCAGUUACUAGCAUGGGUUCAAAAAAUAAACCAGUCAUCGGUAUCCUCGCCCAAGAGAUUGCAAGAAAUGUGAUUCCUGAGAAUAUUGCUGGCAGUGCAUAUAUAUCAUCUGUAUACGUCAAGUUUAUGGAAAGUUUGGGGGCUGAUGUAGUGCCUAUACCAACAGACUGUGAUUCCGAAGAUCUAACAAAAACGUUUGCAUCAAUUAAUGCUCUUCUCAUUCCUGGUGGUGGUGCGAGUUUGACUGACUCGAAAUUCAUGAGAAAUUUAAAGUUUCUGUAUGAACUUGCUAUGGCAGCAAAUGAUGGUGGUGAUUACUUUCCGAUUUGGGGAAUCUGUUUGGGUUUCGAGGCACUGCUUGUUCUCUGCGAAGGAAUAUCAAUUCUGACAGAAGCAGAUGCUCUUAAUCUCUCAAUGCCAACCAUCUUCACGGAGAAUGCAGAGAAAAGUAAAACGUUUGCUGCUGCAGAUGAAAGAUUAAUGAAUUUAUUCUGCAAUGAACCCGUGAAAUAUCAUUAUCACAAGAAAUGUGUUGAGAUGGAGAAUUUUCUUCAUUCGCCAGGAAUUACGUCACAGUAUUCUGCGCUUUGUUAUGACGAGGACAGGACGAAGAAAUGUUUUGUGUCUUUAAUAGAAGGGAGAAAGUAUCCAUUUUACGGCGUCCAGUGGCACCCCGAGAAAAUUUUGCACGACAUGACACCUGGUUUAAGAAUUCCUAGAUCCAAAGAAGCUGAAGUAGCAUCAGAAUUUCUUGGAAACUUUUUCAUAAACGAGGCUACUAAGAAUCAACAUGCUUUCCAAUCUUGUGAUGAAAAACAAAGGUAUUUGAUACAAAACUAUAACGAAUAUUAUACCGGAGAACUCAACCGCAUUCAAUAUGCGUAUAUAUUCUGAUAUUUUAGAAAUUUCAUUAAAGCUAUGGCCUUACAUUUUGGCAAAACAGUAGAUGCAACGCGAUCAGUCAAUGUGAUCGCUUGCGUCAAACGAAAAGGC